AUGAAGAUCCUCCUCAUCUUCUUCACUUUCUACCUGAUCUCAGGUGCAGUGAAAGACAUUGAUGUGACUGGAUAUUCUGGAAGAAGCAUUCUUGUUGAUUCACAUGAGUCUUGGUUCAAUUCUUCUGCUAAACACAUGAGUAAGUUACCUGGGUGGAGAAUAAUUAUGUUUGAUAAGAGACAUGAAAAAUGGAUUAAUGAAGGACGAUUCACAUUGUUUAAAAACAAUGAAGACAAACUUAUGAUCUACAUCAGAGAUUUAAAUCAACAUGAUGCUGGAAGAUACCAGAUUAGCGUUGAAGGCAAAUGGUCCAUCGAUAUGACUUUGAAAGUGGAAGAAGAAAUAUGUUGUAAAAUGUCGAAGAGAGUAAUGGUGAAGAUUGGAGAAACUGCCACCUUCAGCUGUGAAUAUUCGUACAGUCAUAUUAAUAACUACAAAAUCAUAUUCAAAGAAGGAAGAGACACCAUUGACACGAUCUACAGCAGAAGGAAUAAAACAGAAAGAUUCAGUGUUUCAGAUGACAAACAUAAAAACAUCUUCAGUGUGAGAACCACUGCUGUGACAGCAGAUGAUGGAGGAGUUUAUUUGUGUGGAGUUUGGAUCAACAGACACUCGUACAGUUACUCCAUUAUUACUACAGUUUACCUGCACAUUAUGGAUGUAGUGGGCGUGUCUAGAGUGAGCGGCUACUCAGGAGGUCGUCUGAUGAUCAAGUGUGAACAUCUUCAAUACAAAACCAAACCAAAAUACAUCUGUAAAGAAUCAGACGGAUGUUCGAAUAAAUGGAUGGAGAAUGGAGAUGUUUCUUUAUAUGACGACACCAGAGCAGGAGUCUUGAUGGUGUUUUUUAGAGAGCUGAAAGCUGCAGAUGCAGGAACAUACAGGUGUGGAGUGAAAGUAUCUCAGUAUACUGAGAGCUUCACUCAACUACAGCUGAGCGUCAAACACGAUGCAAAAUAUCCAAUGGAUGUGACUAAAACUGCUCAUCUUGGUGAAGUCAACAUCACCUGUCAGAUCCCAGAGAAAAAUACAGUUCAUUUCUGCAAAGAGGAAGAUAAUCACAUCUGCCAGAACAUCGGCUCAUCUGAAGUGACACAAAUGAGUGGUUCAUCUGAGAGAAAUGAAGAGAGAGUUGUUACAGUGAGCAUCAGUAAUGUGAGCGUGAGAGAUGCUGGAGUUUACUGGUGCGGAGCAGAAACCAGAGACACAUAUCUGACUUUCAUCUCCCUGACCACUAAAAUUCAGCUCAACCUCAUCAUGGCACCAGUAGUGAGACGUGAAGGAGAAUCUGCUGAGAUCUUCUGCCCUUAUGAUUCAAUCUAUAAAUCAAAGCCAAAGUCUCUCUGUAAGGGGAAGUGCUCCACUAGAGACAGAAAUCCUCUCAGUGAGACUGUGAGAGAAGAGAAAGAGACCAAGACUGACAGAUUGACUCUGAAAGAUGACGUCACUGCAAGUGUCUUCACUGGGAGCAUCACUGCACUGACAGCAGAGGAUGCUGGGAAAUACUGGUGUGCAGUGACAUUAGAAACAGAGCUCAGUUAUCUUCACACUCAUCUGAUCGUCAUCAUGAACGAGGGUGAGGAAGGUUUAUUCAUCUGA
Sinocyclocheilus anshuiensis is the source of this 1599-nucleotide messenger RNA. RefSeq names its product polymeric immunoglobulin receptor-like. Bases 1 to 1599 code for a protein of 532 amino acids. Gene Ontology annotation, cellular component: plasma membrane. Lineage: Eukaryota; Metazoa; Chordata; Actinopteri; Cypriniformes; Cyprinidae. The transcript has 7 exons. The record is from RefSeq and is a predicted model, not a curated record. Gene Ontology annotation, molecular function: transmembrane signaling receptor activity.